UUUACCGGCACCCCCAGAGUUUAGCAGCUCAAUUGCUACUCACUAAAUAUUUAAGGGGGUAAAACGCAAUUACCCAAAAUCCAACACAAAACAGAUCUGUCAUCAUUUGCGCUCUCCUCCCACCGUGCUAGAGCACCCUCAACCACCACCCGACGACGCAACUACCACCAUCUCCGGCAGUCCCCGAACAGCCACCUUCACCUUCCUCCUGUUGCCGCUCAAAAACCCAUUUACCAGUUAGGAUGGCCGGCCGAGCUCCAGUUCGCACUAUGAACUCAGCCUUCAUCGCUAUGAUUGCUGAUGAGGACACUAUCACUGGAUUUUUACUUGCUGGAGUUGGCAAUGUAGACUUGAGGAGGAAGACAAAUUACCUCAUUGUGGACUCAAAAACAACAGUGAAACAGAUUGAAGAGGCAUUCAAAGACUUCACGACAAGAGAGGAUGUAGCUGUGGUGUUGAUAAGCCAAUAUAUUGCAAACAUGAUAAGGUUUUUGGUUGAUAGCUACAAUAAACCAAUUCCAGCAAUUCUGGAGAUCCCCUCCAAGGACUAUCCAUAUGAUCCUGCCCAUGACUCUGUUCUUUCACGUGUGAGAUACCUCUUCUCUGCAGAAUCGGUGGCAUCUGAUAGGCGUUAAGCAUGUGUACUAGCCUAUGUUUUUCCUUUUUUUUUUUUUCUCUUGUCAAGGAUUAUUACGCCGUGAAAAUAUUUUGUGUCGCUUCCCUUUAAAUCUUUUUACAUAUUUGUAUUCUUUUCUGGAAUUAUAAUAAUAUGUUUGGUGUGGUUAAUUCUAGCUGCAA
Coffea arabica (coffee) is the source of this 798-nucleotide messenger RNA. RefSeq names its product V-type proton ATPase subunit F. Gene Ontology annotation, molecular function: proton-transporting ATPase activity, rotational mechanism. Lineage: Eukaryota; Viridiplantae; Streptophyta; Magnoliopsida; Gentianales; Rubiaceae. The record is from RefSeq and is a predicted model, not a curated record. Gene Ontology annotation, cellular component: proton-transporting V-type ATPase, V1 domain; membrane. Gene Ontology annotation, biological process: proton transmembrane transport.